This is a messenger RNA of Prunus avium (sweet cherry), 2453 nucleotides long. Its product is annotated as 3-ketoacyl-CoA synthase 4. The record is from RefSeq and is a predicted model, not a curated record. Gene Ontology annotation, cellular component: membrane. Lineage: Eukaryota; Viridiplantae; Streptophyta; Magnoliopsida; Rosales; Rosaceae. Gene Ontology annotation, molecular function: acyltransferase activity, transferring groups other than amino-acyl groups. Gene Ontology annotation, biological process: fatty acid biosynthetic process.
ACAUACAUAGUUAAACUCUUUUUUUCGAACAAUUUUCUGGCAGUUCCAAAGUCAAGACGUCCAGAGAAAUCGCUUUGAAGCUUCCGCUCCUCUCUCUCAUUGUGUUUCUACUCGACACGUCCAAUCACCUCUCAUAUAUAAAAUUCCUAUCAACCCUCAACUUCUUUCCUAACAUUUUAUCAAUCAAUCCUAAAUCUUCGACCAAACAGAGACACAGGCAGGAGGGGUAGCAGAACCAAACGCAAAAAAACAGACCAACCCACUCUCUCUCUCUCUCUCUCUCUCUCUCUCUCUCUCUCUCUCUCAUCAACGUCACAAUCUUCAUGCUGAUGCUAUGCAUUCACCUCUCUUGUCUAUAAAAUCUCACUUGGUCGCUGUUAUUGUUGUAUGAAACUAUCAACCCUUCUAUUUCUUCACUCAGAUCCCUCUUCUUCACCUUCGCACUUCACUCUGUUCACCAUAUAUAUAACCCUCUGAAGCCCCUCCACUGAAAACCCACCUCAGAAAACCCCAUAGUUUCAAACCCAUGUGCCUAUUUCGCAGACCCAUCAUGAGCUCUGGGCCCAUUGUCAAUGGCGGAGUUCAGAUCCACCAGAGCCGUAGAUUACCAGACUUCUUACAAAGCGUGAACAUGAAGUACGUAAAAUUGGGUUACCAUUACUUGAUAACCCACCUUUUGACUCUCUGCUCAGUUCCUCUAAUGGCGGUCGUUGUCAUUCAAGCCUCUCAGAUGAACCCAGAUGACAUUCACCAACUCUGGCUCCAGCUCCAGUACAAUCUGGUCAGUGUCAUUAUUUGCUCUGCUGUAAUUGUUUUUGGAUCCACCGUUUACAUUAUGACCCGCCCGAGAUCCGUUUACCUUGUGGACUAUUCGUGUUACAAGCCGCCUUCGCAUUUGCAAGCGAGAUUUGAGGAGUUCAUGGAGCAUUCAAAGCUCACUGGGGACUUUGACGAGUCUUCACUUGAGUUCCAGCGCAAGAUUCUUGAGCGCUCUGGCCUCGGGGAGGAGACUUGUGUCCCUGAAGCAAUGCAUUACAUUCCGCCUAGGCCGUCCAUGGCGGCAGCUCGCGAGGAGGCAGAGCAGGUGAUUUUUGGUGCUUUGGAUAAUCUGUUUGCUAAUACAAAUGUUAAGCCUAAGGACAUUGGUAUUCUUGUUGUGAAUUGUAGUUUGUUUAAUCCAACCCCUUCACUGUCUGCUAUGAUUGUUAACAAGUACAAAUUGAGGGGGAAUAUUAGGAGUUUUAAUUUGGGGGGUAUGGGGUGUAGUGCUGGAGUUAUAGCUGUUGAUCUUGCUAAGGAAAUGUUGCAAGUUCAUGGGAACACUUAUGCGGUGGUUGUUAGCACUGAGAAUAUUACUCAGAAUUGGUACUUUGGGAACAAGAAAUCCAUGUUGAUACCAAACUGUUUGUUCCGUGUUGGUGGGGCGGCGGUUUUGCUUUCGAACAAGUCGUUGGAUAGGCGUCGGGCAAAGUAUAAGCUUCUGCAUGUUGUGAGGACUCAUCGCGGGGCUGAUGAUAGGGCAUUUAGAUGUGUUUAUCAAGAGCAGGAUGAUGCUGGGAAAACUGGGGUUUCAUUGUCGAAGGAUCUCAUGGCAAUUGCUGGUGGAGCUCUUAAGACUAACAUCACAACAUUGGGUCCCCUUGUACUGCCUCUAAGUGAGCAGCUUCUCUUCUUUGCUACUUUGGUUGCAAAGAAGUUGUUCAAUGCGAAAGUCAAGCCUUAUAUCCCGGAUUUCAAGCUUGCUUUUGAUCAUUUUUGCAUACAUGCUGGUGGGAGGGCUGUGAUUGAUGAGCUUGAGAAGAACUUGCAGCUUCUACCAGUUCAUGUCGAGGCAUCUCGGAUGACACUCCACAGGUUUGGUAACACCUCGUCGAGUUCGAUUUGGUAUGAGUUGGCUUAUACUGAGGCAAAGGGGAGGAUGCAGAAGGGGAACCGUGUCUGGCAGAUUGCUUUUGGUAGUGGUUUCAAGUGUAACAGUGCAGUCUGGGAGGCUCUUCAGAAUGUAAAACCUUCUCUUCAUAGUCCAUGGGAAGAUUGCAUUGACAGGUACCCUGUGGAGAUUCUUGUCUAGCAGAACUCAGCCAGGAUUUGUUCAGAGACUCAAUUUAAAGGAAGGAAACAUUGAUGGUUUGGUCAACUUAUCUUGUUAUUUUUACUGCCCCCUUUAUCAAUAGUUUUCCUUUUUUCUAAUUCUUGAUUUAUUGGGCAUGUUAUGUGUUAUUUGGUCAUUGAAGUCAUGAGAUCCCUCAUUCGUGUAGCUCUUGCGCGUUGAUGUUUAGAUAAUUUGUUUUGCCAAAUGCUGUUGUACUGUGAUUACUAUGGUUUCCUGCAGAGCUUUGGAGAGCAAUGGAAAAGCUAAAUGUAUACGGAUAUCAUUUCUUUGAAAGAAUUUCAAUGUAUAAGUUCCAUUGUAAAAAAUAUUAGCAUUGAGAUAAUUAAGAGUCAUUAUCUUA